Trichomonas vaginalis G3 is the source of this 1050-nucleotide messenger RNA. RefSeq lists its product as uncharacterized. The record is from RefSeq and is a predicted model, not a curated record. Bases 1 to 1050 code for a protein of 349 amino acids. The transcript has a single exon. Lineage: Eukaryota; Parabasalia; Trichomonadida; Trichomonadidae.
AUGUUGACCAUUCUCCUUCAAGCAGCUUUUUCUUCCACGAAUGCUGCUGUAUUUAAACUUGCAGGAUCAACAGGAUGCCCAGAUUCCGUCACAACAGAAGUCACAGACCUCAAUGAAGAACUUUUAAACACAAAUCAAAAGCAAAUCACUGCUUACAUCGGUAAGGAUGGUGCAUCAGUAAACGAGGCUUCCAUCGGUACAAAGGAUGUUAGUUUUGUUUCAUGUGGAGACGUUCAUACAAUCACACUUUCGCUUGAUGAUUCAGUUCAGACAAAGAAAAUCACACUUAACAAGCUCACAGCUACAAUCCCUUCGAUCGAAACCCUUUCGGAUCUCCAUUUUUCAGAUAUCUCUGUUACAGAUUCUAAAAUUGAAAAAGGAGGACAAUACACAUGGCAUACAGACGUCCACUCCACAGAUAUUUUAUCAGGUGCCUCAAGUGCUAUCAAAACAAUGAAUUCAAAGAACUUAACUCUCCGUGGCGAAGAUCUCCUCCAAUCUCUUAACAUUUCUUCGAAUGUUUUCUCUCCAGGUGACUCCCAGAACUUCACAUACACCGUGUCAGUUUCAGAAUAUGCCUACGUUGAGUAUAAAACCACAAAUCAGUUCUAUUUAUCAAUUUCUAAUUUAACUGUUCCUCUUACGAUCAGACCACUUGCUAAUGGCACCCACAUCAAGCUCACCUACGAUUCUACCAUUAAUAAAGUUACAGUUGAUAAUCGUGAUAUAACAACGCUCAAGAUCUCCUCCAAAGACGUUACUGACCUUAAUUUGAACACUGUCGACUCAUCCAACAAGAUUGUUUACGAAAAAAUCACUCCUAUCAGUACGAAAUUGAACGUUGGUCAGAUUAUCGGUAUCGUAAUUGCUGUUUUACUUAUUGUCGCAUGCAUCCUUGCAUGUGUCUUCAUCGCCAAGUGCGAAGCCAAAGAGCAGGCUGAAGAUGAAGCAGUUCUCCGUGGAGAUGAAGGUCAGGAUGCCCAAAAUGACCAGGAAGAGCCAGCAGAUAACAAUAACGAUUCACAAAAGGAUGGUGAAAAAGUUAAUUAA